Messenger RNA from Lucilia cuprina (Australian sheep blowfly), 577 nucleotides. RefSeq lists its product as uncharacterized. The record is from RefSeq and is a predicted model, not a curated record. The transcript has 4 exons. Lineage: Eukaryota; Metazoa; Arthropoda; Insecta; Diptera; Calliphoridae. Bases 3 to 530 code for a protein of 175 amino acids.
AAAUGAUCAUCAAACAAAAUCAGAUCAUUACAGAAAUAAAUGGCGAACACAAAGUUUUAAGAGAACAGAUAUCAAAAUUGCAAACAACAAUGGUUGACCAAAACAAAAUAAUAGUUGAAAUGCUGGUUGAGCAAAAAAUUCAGUUGCAAGGUUUACAUAAUGUACGGAAAAAUAUUAACAACCUAAUAACGGUAUAUCCAAUUAAAACUGAAGAAGAUCUUCAGAAAAUGGAAACUCAAAUAAACGAAGCUAAUGAAGACAAAUAUAUAUCAGCUAUUAAAUAUUUAGUAGAUGGAAAUGUUGUAAAAAAUCUAGAACGUGUAUUAUCCCGAGAAUUGUGCGUAUUAUAUAAUAUAGACGGGAUACGUGGAAAAAAGUGUUUAAGACAUUAUAAAAACGUAUACAAAACUAUUAUAUCUGCAAUAAAUAGUUAUUCAACCAACGCUGAGAAAGAAAUAAGGACCGCACUUCAAGUGGUAAAGAAACGUCACUUUCGUUCCGUUUGUGCAAAAAAAAAAGGUAUCUGCUAAAAUCGAUGUGGUACUAGAAACUAAUGAACUUUAAAUAAAAUUUUAAG